AAAAUCCUCUCUGAUUCAACUAGACUAGAAGGCGUGCCCAGUUGAAGAUUUCUGAAUCAAGAAAUCGAAAGUAAAUAUGUGACGGUGGAGAGGGAGCCUUGUAACCUGUUUUUUUUAAUCGCUCGAUUGAAGUAGAGAUCCCGUAGAGAAAGAGAAUAAACCCGAACUUUAUUGCGAAGUAAAUCCUACUCUGCACACUUCCAGACGGGAAGCGGCUGAAGGUUGCCAAAAGAUUUAAACUGACACCAUAUCUGUAUAUCCCCAAUGGGAACUCAGAAACCUCUCAUUGUGCCCUGGCUGAUAGAGCAGUUGGAUAGCCAGCGAUAUCCAGGUGUGUCUUGGCUCAACUCAGAAAAAACACUUUUCCGAGUGCCAUGGAAGCAUGCCUCACGGCAAAACAAUAACCCAAUGGAUUUUCAGAUCUUUGAGGAUUGGGCCAUUGUUAGACACCUUUACAACCCAGAAUCGGAUCCUCGAACCCCUUCAGAUUGGAAGAGGAACUUCCGCUCUGCUCUGAACCGAAAAGAUGGUAUUGAGAUGGUGGAGAAUAAUAGUACUGACUCUGAAGAUCCUCACAAAGUCUAUAAAAUCAACCUUAAUAUUGCCAAGUUAAAUAAUCCAAUUGAAGAGAUCAAUGAUGCCCCAUUGAUUCCAGCUGAAAGUAGAAGGUCACGGGGAUCAAGUUCAUCAUUUAGUCAGGGUGAAACACAGGAGAGUUCCGUGGAUCGUUCCAAUUCUGAUAAUGAUCCGGUUAGUUCUAUAUCACCAAUGGCUCUAUUGGAACAAACUGAUGGAACUAAUGAAUUUGUUCCAUAUUCAGGAAUAGCGCCAGAAAAUAUAAUUUCCUGUGGAAGCCCACCUUCAUCCAAUUUAGAAUUGUAUCCACCCAUUGCCAUGAUCUCACCAUUGGAACAACUGAUAACAACUCCAUUUGAGACAGAUUUUGAGGUUCGGACUUUUUAUCGGGGUCGUCAGGUCUUACACAAAUUGAUCAGUAAAGUGAAUUCACAAGGCCUGUGCUUUGUGCCUCCUGGUGUCCCUGGCAAUUAUCCUGAUUUGGAAGAUGUCUCAUUGCCUGACCCCACCACUUUGAGCGAUAAACUGCAAGCAGAUUACACUCUUCGCCUUCUCAAAGGAGUGGCUCCAGGUGUGCUUCUCCGUAUCAUGGGAAACCAACUGUGUGGCAUGCGCAAAGGUGUUUGCCAUGUCUAUUGGAGCCAAUCUGAAAUUCCGGGAGAUGGGAUACUGCAUGGAAAUCUACUGAAGGAACAGUUUGCUCCCAUCUUCAAUCUGCAGGUUUUCAUAUCAGAAUUGAUCGGGUACAUUGAAGGGUACAACGGUUGUCCUAAUUACACUUGGUGGUUAUGCUUUGGGGAAGAGUGGCCUGAUUCCAAUUGUGACUGGAAAAAAAAACUCAUCAUGGUACAAGUAGUUCCCACAGUUUUAGAAACUCUUUGUGAACUAGGCAAAAGUCAUGGGGCAUCAUCAUUAAAAAAUAAUGAACCAGACUUAAGGAUUUCAGAUUCUCUACAACAACAACAACAUCUUCUGGAGCAGCUGCGAAAGUGGGAAGAAAAGAUGGAUACAGUUUAGAAACUAGCUACACUGUACUGUACUGCAUGCUGCAUUCUUCUAUUCUACAGCAGAAUGACAUUUUGUCUUUCCUGUGAAAAGGUGAAACACCAAGAACUGAAAUGUAGCCUGAAAUUCUAUUGGACUUUUUGAGUUAAAUUGUUUCCCUCCUCCUGCCAGCCUUCUGUUUUGGGGCCUACGUACUGUCUAAAUGUUUAAAAGUUUGUUUCUUGUGUAUUUGAUCUAAUUAAACAUUGCUUCAUUUUAUCUUGAUAUGCUGCUUUUCUCCUUUUCUUGCUGAGAUACAAUAGGUUUAAUAUUACACAAAUCACAUUUUUCAUCUGAUUUAAAUAAUCUAGACAUAUGGAAAAUUCAAUAGCUUUUUUACUGUUUUGUCUAUUUUAUACAAACUUGAUUUUUUUUUUAAAUCGCCAGCAGUUUGGCACUUAAAAGACUUAUUUGUUGGAAUUUUUGUCAAACUAGUAUUGCACAGGUUUAGUUCCACUAUUAUUUGCGUCCUUAUCAAAUCUUACCAAAAGUCAGUCUUUAAUCCUGUUGCUACUCUUGCAAUUUGCUUCUCAGCUUGAUAUUACUUCUUUGUCAUCUCAAUUGGAAAGUGUGUAUUACAAUCCAUGAUUGAUGGAUGUCAUAAUCCAAUGUAUUUGGAGGGCGUGGCACACUAUUACCCACCUGUUCUAAUUAACUGUUUCCUGUACAGUGUAUUCCUAUGCUUGGAAUUUUCUUUUUGCUUUCUUCUAAAAUGUACUUAUUUAUGAUUAAAUUUAUUUGUCGCCUGUG
Protobothrops mucrosquamatus (brown spotted pit viper) is the source of this 2370-nucleotide messenger RNA. It is a transcript of the gene IRF3, whose product is annotated as interferon regulatory factor 3. Gene Ontology annotation, biological process: regulation of transcription by RNA polymerase II; immune system process. The transcript is spliced from 11 exons. Bases 265 to 1593 code for a protein of 442 amino acids. NCBI's taxonomy places the organism in Eukaryota, Metazoa, Chordata, Lepidosauria, Squamata, Viperidae. The record is from RefSeq and is a predicted model, not a curated record. Gene Ontology annotation, cellular component: nucleus. Gene Ontology annotation, molecular function: protein binding; RNA polymerase II cis-regulatory region sequence-specific DNA binding; DNA-binding transcription factor activity, RNA polymerase II-specific.